Messenger RNA from Aspergillus japonicus CBS 114.51, 950 nucleotides. RefSeq lists its product as uncharacterized. The transcript has a single exon. The record is from RefSeq and is a predicted model, not a curated record. NCBI's taxonomy places the organism in Eukaryota, Fungi, Ascomycota, Eurotiomycetes, Eurotiales, Aspergillaceae. Bases 272 to 886 code for a protein of 204 amino acids.
GCUAUUGUCUCACAAGUCCGGAGACUCCUGUUCUAACGAUGACGACAGCGUUUUCUUCGGCCUGCGUUGAGUUUUGGCUGCUUUCACAGACAGCCGUGCAUCCAAGAAUCUGCAUGAGUAAAUGGUUUCUACUGUUUCGUCUGAGUCGCGUAGAGACUAGGCAGACUGUCCACUAGUUUGUGGUCGAUUCUUCGGGUCCCCACGGACAGACGCGCCUGGAUCCACGGUGCAGCCUUCUGGAACCUCUUGGGGAAAGUAUGAAAGCUGAUUGAUGGGGCUGAGUCGAUCGAGAGGUAUGUUGAUGUAUGCGCGCGGUGGGUUCUGGUUUCACAUCUAUUUGUAUUAUCUGGCACUCCUGAAUAGGUCGAGAGGCAAAACUGGAAACCCCCGGGGAUGUGGGCCCGUUGCUGGGUCCGGAAAGAGGAUCCUCCCAUCCGCAACUAAAGAUCAACGACGUUCGUCUACUUCUUCUAGUGCCCGAACCGGACCGUCAACAAGUCAUUCAGGGACAUCAUCGGACCCAUGGUCGGUCUGGACAAGUAGCCCGUGGUUCUUGAUGCGGGAGGAGUGUGCAUUGAGCCAUUCCCGACCAUCUUCCACGUCAGCUGGUCGGAUUUUUAAAUCGUUGACAGAUGAUGGAUGGAUGGAUAUUGAGCUUACAAUUGGGGCCGCAUUCGACCAUCUCGGUCGAGUAUCACAUCAUAUCGUAGUGCAGGAUCUCGGCAGCGGCUCCAGUAGGGACUCAAGGAGAGGGGGGGGAGCGGAUCCAUGGCAGAUGACGAAGCUUCUGCAGACCUCUUUCGAAUUUAUCACAUGGCGAGGCUCGAUGCGACGACGAGUCGGACAGAAAGAACAGGGGAGAGUUGAUCUGGGGAUGAUGGAGUGAAGCGGUUAAGUUGAAGUUGAAGUUGAGGUCGAGGUUGGUGGAAAUGGAGGAAAAUUUGAAGGAG